Messenger RNA from Xiphophorus maculatus (southern platyfish), 8650 nucleotides. RefSeq names its product neuralized E3 ubiquitin protein ligase 4 (gene neurl4). Lineage: Eukaryota; Metazoa; Chordata; Actinopteri; Cyprinodontiformes; Poeciliidae. Bases 65 to 4975 code for a protein of 1636 amino acids. Gene Ontology annotation, molecular function: ubiquitin protein ligase activity. The record is from RefSeq and is a predicted model, not a curated record. The transcript has 28 exons.
UACCGCUAAGAUAAGGGUACUGUCGCAAAGCCGAGGUGUCGUGAAUCCUGGCCGCCCCCUGAAGAUGGCGGCGGAGCUGCAUCCGCGGAGCGGAAAGCUGAUCGGCCUGUCCAACUCGAACCGAACAGCCCGGCGCAACCAGCCCGUCCAGGAGUUCAACCACGGCCUGGUGCUCAGCAAGGAGCCCCUGAGGGACCGGGAUGUCUUCACCGUCCGCAUUGACAAGAAGGUGAACUCCUGGAGCGGCUCGAUUGAAAUCGGCGUGACGGCUCUGGACCCGGCCUCGCUGGACUUCCCCAGCAGCGCCACGGGGCUCAAGGGCGGCUCCUGGAUCGUGUCGGGCUGCUCGGUGCUGCACGACGGCCGCUCCGUCCUGGAGGAGUACGGCCGCGACCUGGACCAGCUGGCCGAGGGCGACUGUGUGGGCAUCCAGCGCAGCUCCCGCGGGGAGCUCCACCUGUGGGUGAACGGGCAGGACUGCGGCGCGGCCGCCAGCGGCCUGCCGCCCAGGCUGUGGGCCGUGGUGGAUCUGUACGGGAAGUGCACUCAAGUGACGGUGGUGAGCUGCGAGCCGCCGCCGCCCUCCGCAGAGAGGGAGAGAGAGACGAUAGAGCGGGACGAGGAGGACAAGGAGGAGGAAGAAGAGGAAGAUGAAGAGGAGGAGGUGGUCGUACGUGGGGGUCGGGACGAUGGGGGGAUUGCAGCACUGAUGAAUGUGGCGGCGAUGAAUGGAAUGGUGAACGGAGAUGAAGUGCCUGAGCUCAGCUGCAGCAACAGCCGACCAGACAAGUUUCCCACCAACCUGGAGCCUGACGCUGUCCUCACAGAGCACCAGCUCUUCGACGUCUUUAACAAUGCAAUAGUUUCAUUUUAUCGCUCUGAAGACGAGGGAGGAGGGGAAGACGGUGGAGGCGGAGGAGGAGGCGAUGCUGGAGGAGCAGGCGAUGCAGGAACUGACUCUUCUUCCAGAGCUGACAGAGGGAGCAGCGGUGGAGGCGGAGCUCCGGCUAAUGGUGACAGCAGCACAGGGACGGCUGGAGGAGUGGGAGGGGGAGGAGACUGUGGGAACUCUAACAGCAGCCCGGCCGGUACCGGGGGGGCGGCACCGGGGUCCGGGGCGGGUGGGGUGAUGACCAACGAUGCACUGCUGUUCCACGAGAAGUGCGGCACGCUGAUCAAGCUGAGCAACAACAACAAGACGGCGGAGCGGCGGAGACCUCUGGACGAGUUCAACAACGGAGUGGUGAUGACCAACCGGCCGCUCCGGCACAACGAGAUGUUCGAGAUCCGCAUCGAUAAGCUGGUGGACAAGUGGUCGGGCUCAAUUGAGAUCGGAGUGACCACGCACAAUCCCAACAACCUGGACUAUCCUGCAACUAUGACCAAUCUGCGCUCAGGUACAAUCAUGAUGAGUGGCUGUGGGAUAUUAACAAACGGGAAAGGAACUCGUAGGGAAUACUGUGAAUUCAGCCUGGAUGAACUUCAGGAGGGGGAUCACAUAGGGCUGAUGCGGAAAGCCAGCGGUGCGCUCCAUUUCUACAUCAAUGGCAUCGAUCAAGGCGUGGCCGCGGCGCAGACUCCCAGCGUGGUCUACGGCGUUGUGGACCUCUACGGCAUGGCCGUCAAAGUCACCAUAGUCCACAAUCACAACCAUAGCGACCGCCUCAGGCGCAACAACGCCAUCAUGAGGGCUCUGUCGCCUGAUGUCGGCCGGCCGCGGCCCUCCAUGGCCCUCACUUCGGACUCAGAAGGACCCGACCGUCUCCUGUUUCACCCCAACUGUGGACAGAAGGCGGCCAUCAUCUGCGACGGCAGGACGGCGCUGCGGCCGCAUGCAACGGAUGACUUUAACCACGGUGUGGUCCUGAGCAGCCGGCCGCUGCGCUCCAACGAGGUGUUCCAGGUCCGCAUCGACAAGAUGGUGGACAAAUGGGCGGGCUCCAUCGAAAUUGGUGUCACGACACACAAUCCCGCCUACCUGCAGCUGCCGUCCACCAUGACGAACCUGCGGUCAGGGACGUGGAUGAUGACGGGUAACGGCGUGAUGCACAACGGAACCACGAUUCUGGAUGAGUACGGACACAACCUGGAUCGACUCAAAGCCGGGGACACGGUCGGAGUUGUUCGGAAGGAAGACGGCAGCCUGCACUUCUUCGUGAACGGCGUGGCGCAGGGCCCGGCGGCCUGGAACGUCCCCCCGAACGUCUACGCUGUGGUCGACCUGUACGGCCAGGCGGCCCAGGCCACCAUCAUGGACGACCUGGUGGACCUCCCUCCUCUACCAGAGGACAGCUCAGACGGCCCCACCGCCAUGUCCCCUGGGAGCCCCUGCUCCGUGGCGGGGGCCUCCACUUCCACUGACCUGCGUUUCCACCAGCUGCAUGGCACCAACGCCGUCAUCACCAACGGGGGGCGCACCGCGCUGCGUCAGAACUGCCGCAGCGAGUUUAACGACGCCAUCGUCAUUUCCAACAGGUGCCUUCGGGAUGGAGAACUCUUUGAAAUUGUUAUUCAGAAGAUGGUGGACCGCUGGUCAGGUUCAAUAGAAGCAGGAGUGACCGCCAUCAGACCGGAGGAGCUGGAGUUUCCGAACACGAUGACCGACAUAGACUAUGACACCUGGAUGCUGAGUGGAACCGCCAUCAUGCAGGACGGCAACACAAUGCGCAACAACUACGGCUGCGACCUGGACUCCCUGACCACAGGUUCCCGGAUCGGCAUGAUGCGCACCGCCAACGGCGACCUCCAUUAUUACAUCAAUGGCGUGGAUCAGGGCGUCGCCUGCGUGGGUCUGCCGGCAGAGGUGUUUGCUGUGAUCGAUCUGUACGGUCAGUGCGUUCAGGUCUCCAUCACUAGCUCCUCCGGCCCGCUGGACAACAGUCUUUGCACCAGUAAUGUCACUGAGAAGAGCUUCCCCAUCCACUCUCCAGUCGCAGGCAUCGCCCAUCGGCUCCACAGUAAGCACGGUAAGAACGUGGUGCUGCUGGGCGAGGGCUGCCAGGCCAUCAGAGUUGGCGGCUACUCUCAUGGCAUCGUGUUCAGCGCCAAAGAGCUCAAAGCAGACGAGCUGUUUGAGGUGAGGAUCGACGAAGUGGACGAUCAGUGGUGCGGCUCUCUGCAUAUCGGCCUGACCACGCUGGCUCCUCCAGAGCUGCCGUCCUGCCCGCUGUCCGGCCUCUCCCCCUCCCUCCCACAGCUCCGCACCAAGGUCACCUGGCUGCUCUGCGGCUCCGAGGUCCAGCGCAACGGUGUUCUGCAGCGGCAGAAUUAUGGCUAUUCGCUGGACCGGCUGACUGUGGGGAACCGCGUGGGCGUGAAGAGGUGCAACGACGACACCAUGCACAUCUUUGUUGACGGGCAGGACAUGGGAUCUGCCGCUACCGCAGUCCCUAAGAAUGUAUACGCGGUUUUGGACCUGUACGGGCGGAUAACGGCGCUGUCCAUCGUCAGCUCCUCUCUGAUGGAGGACUUGGAGAGCAUCAAGGCGCCUUCGCUCACCUCGGACAGCUGCAGCGAAGGGGAGGAGGACAGCAGCCCCGUUAGGGAGGUUGAGAGUGAAACAUGUUCCCUGGUGCCGACGGUCAUGAUGUUUCUGGAAAACCACGGCAAGAACAUCCAGCUGUCCAACCAGAACCUGACAGCAGCCAGGGUUUCCAGCUACAACCAGGGCCUGCUGGUCACCGUCCAGCCGCUGGCGCGCCAGCAGCUCUUCCAGUUUCAGAUCGAUCGUCUGAACCCGUCGUGGACGUCGUCUCUGUCGUUAGGGGUGAUAGGCCACUCCCCCGACCGGUUAAACUUCCCCUCCACGGCCUGCUGCCUGAAGCGCUCCGCCUGGCUGCUGCAGCGCGACUCCGUCUUCCACAACUCUCUAAAAGUGAACACUCCACAACAUGCCAUUAGUCGACAACAGCCUUUCAUUUCUCCAUCGUCUGAUUUCGUCAUUCUGUUCCACUCCCCCUCCACCCUUCAGAUAUGUGAGAACUACGGUCCUAACCUGGACACUUGUCCAGAGGGGACAGUGUUGGGUCUGCUGGUGGACACCAACAACUGCCUCCAUCUCUACGUGAACAGCAUGGACCAGGGCGUGGCGGCACAGGACAUCCCCUCACCCUGUUACCCCUUCAUUGACCUCUACGGCCAGUGUGAACAGGUCACGAUAGUAACCAACAACGUGCCAGCUGUGGGCGCAGAGAGCGGAGAGACGCGCUUUCAGGGAGACAUGGAGAAGGCAGACAUGGUUGACGGCAUCAAAGAGAGCGUGUGCUGGACGCCCCCUCCAGAGGUCAACCCCAACAAGACCUGCGAGUACCAGGCGCUCUGCUCCCGCUUCAAGGACUUGCUCACUUUACCAGACGGCUACUUCAACGAAGAGGCGAAGUACAACCUGUGCUACUGCGAGUCCUGCCACAAGCUGCGGGGAGACGAGGCGUACUACAAGCGAGGAGAGCCACCCCGAGACUACGCCCUGCCGUUUGGAUGGUGCCGCUUCGCCCUCAGGGUCAAGUCCCACUGUGAGGUUUCCAAUGCACUAAAGAAGUGGCACAUUGCGUAUCACGGCACCAACGUCGGAGCCCUGAGGCGCACACUGGACCACGGCCAGCUGCUGCCUGGAACGUCGUCCAUUUUCCUGGUGUCUCCAGUGAAGACGGAGGGCCCAAACGGCUACACCGAACCAGAGGAGAACAGCGCCCCCGACAGGGAGGUUCCCAGAGUGCGGCUCUCCCCAACCAUGCGCUACUCUGGCAUGGAGACGUUUGCUCCCAAAGUGCAAUUUCAGGACCCACGUUCUCACCGCUGCCACCAGGCUCAGGUGGGUUUCCAGGUGUGCGUGCGGCCGGGCUCCUACAAGGUGGGACCUCAGACGCUGAGCCACGGUGAGCCUCUAGAUCCUCGCUUCAGCAACUCUGAGAUCGAGUGGAUCACGAAGGAGCAAGGCGGCACGCUUCUCUACGGACUGCUGAUUCGGGUGGAGUGAACGGCGUAGCGGUGGCAGCGAAGGCUUCUGGUUAUUUUUGAUAAACAGACAACCAAAUCCAAGCCCUGCCUUGAGCAAGACACUACUCUGGAAUCCGGCUGGUCCUGAAGCGGAUUGUCGACAACUCAGCAUCUUUGGUUUUGUUUUGGGUCGCUCGCUCUUCGGCUCUUUUGCCGGCGGAGAGCAGCGGUCGUUACCGAGAACAGACACUGCCUGCACUUUAUGUUUCGGACACUAGUGGGCGAUUUUUAAACUUCUCAUCGACGCAACAUGUUUGUUUAUAAGCUUCUUUUUUUUUCUUGCCAUUCUCCCGUCAUUUUGUUCUUCCAUCCUCGAGUAGCCUUUCUUUUUUUUUUUUUUAGUUUGGCACUUAGUUUAACACCUUUGACUUCCACAUUUUUCACAAAAAAAUGACUAAAAGUUAGGUUUAAUGGGGGGAAAAAAGAGGGACGGUGUUUUAUCAGCAAUGUAGAAAAAUAACGACACUUGAAUCUGAACAUGAGCCCGAGAGCAUCGUGAUUGUGACCUUGAUGGCAGGGAAAAUUUAAAACUGGAGGCAGGGACUGAUAUGUUUACACGCCUGUCUUUCACUGUGUUUCUGUCCUCUUUGUGUCUCCGUAUGAGCAGACGUUAAUAUUGCCGCCCAACAUUGGACUCAGAUAUGGGAAUGGCUUUUGACCAAUUAAAUUUUGAUAUUUAUUUGACUCAAAAUCUAAAUUUCUGAGUUUGGUGUUGGAAAAGUCAAAUGGAAACUGUGUUUCUGUGCUAGUUACGUCUCUAUCUGGAGGUCGUGGUUCAUCGAGGAAAAACAACUGGAUCAAAUGCAAUAUGGCCGCCGUGGACUGGGAUUAAAAUCAGGGUCCAAUUUCACAUUGUAUCAGUAAUGUGCUGCAUUCCACUCUUCUUGGAAAUCCCAUCCCAGUUUUGGGACUGAAGGCUUCACACAAAAGUUGAGCAUUGUAGUCACAACUUGAACAACCAGUGGGGAUUUAUCCGUUGUUGCAGUAUUAACAUCUUGUAGCAGUACAAGCCACAACAUGGCUACAAACCAGUUGUGCAGCACUCUAUUGUGUAUAAAUUAGACUUUUAUGACCCUAGCAAUCGUAUUUAGUAUUGAUCUCUUGGCUGUUGUGAAGCUUCUAAUGUCAAGGGCCGUUCAUGUAGCAUUUCCAACCAGAAACGGGGGAAAAUCUGGAUUACAGAAACAAAUGGAAAUCCCAAGUCCAUGAGCUGCCCCGACGUUAAAUCAAAUGUGGCUUUCACUCUCAGUGUAAGUUACAAAAAUGAUCUGUAUUUGUGCCUCAUGCUCCGGGAGUCACACUGGUUUUCCAGAUCCAAGAUCACACUAUUGAGGUGCAUGAAAUCCAGCAUAUUGCUGCAUUUUUAUUCACCUCAUAAAUCAGGUCUUGGAGUGACAAUCGGCAUGCUCUAGUCGCCUGUGGGAUUAUGUUGUGGUUCUCACCUCAACAAUACAAGGCGUUUCAGAUCCGUUUUAUGCAAGUACCUGGUUCAGUGAGAAACAAACUGUGUAAAGUGCUACUGGUAUAGUUUUGCAACUCAUCAUUUUAUUCACAUGGCAGCCAUAUUGGAUGCUAUUAACCUCUGGGCUGGUCUGAGAACUUUUAAAUUCGGAUUGAAGGGGCGUUUCGUUGCAUUUCCAGAUGGGAACAUUGAAACGGAGACUCUUAAAUCCAAUCGAACAGUUUGAACAUGGAAGGUCUCGAGAGUUUAAAUCCAACAUGGCUGACAAGUAUGUUUAAAAAAAAACAACCUAUGAGGUCUUUUUGUUAAAUGAGAUAGUUUUGUGCUGAUUCUGAACGUUAGGGUUUCAAUCCAUUUCUUUAAUGGAUUGCUGUUAAAUUCGGUCAUUCCCACGUCUGAGCUCAGACUUUGAGGUGAACGGAACCAAAUUUAAGUUCUGAUUACUGUUUGGUGUGGGGCCAAACAUGACUCGACUCGUCAUUUCAAGGAAAACCACUCACUAGCUUUUAAUGGAAAUAAAACUGGUGUUAGAAAUCAGUGUUUUAUAAUCACCGCUGCACCUUUUGGCGUUAAAAACUUUAUAGAAAAUGUCAGAAGGUAGGUUCAGCCUGAGUUUGAAUGUUUAUGACUCACCGGAACCGGUUUUUACAUUUAUAAGUGAAGGGUAAGCUAAGGGUCCCAGUUCUUUCAGAAGAUUCUCAGAACACUUUGAUGUACUUGGAAAAACUAAAAGCUAGGUGAUGUGUAAGUGAAACAUUAAAAACACUUAUUUAUAUCUCAAAUGUAUUUAAAAAGUCAAACCAGAGUUGUUGGGCUAGCUUGGAAAAACGUGAUGCUAAUAGGCUAGCAUUAGCAUUUUUCACUUAAAUGCAGGACUGUUUCACUGUUUUUAAGGAAUCUGAAUUAGUCAAAUUUAUUAACUUAAAAUUGUAUCGGCAUAUUGUGUAUUUAUAAGAUGUUGAAUUUUAAAAGUUAAUUGCUGGCUGUGUAGUUACCCCUUCAUACAGUCAGUGUCUCAAACGCUAGACUUUGAUUGCUUAACUUUUGGCAUUUCCUAACAGAGCUGUUUACUCAUUUUGCGUUUAUUUUUUUCCCCCCAUUUUCUCACAGAGAAAAAUCACUGUGAAAUCGUUAAAAUUAGACAUUUAGUUCAAGCUUCCAAACUCGUGCUGAUUAAAAAGCAGGUGAAUCAGCUCUUUGGUCAAGUGCUCGGUCCUGUGGUGAAGAAAAUAUUCAUUAAGGAAACCACUUACCGUACCUGUCUAUCUCUGCCCAUGCUAAGCUAAAUUUAUACCUAUUGUCAAAUUCUGCUCUUUAUUCCAAUCCCCAAAAUGCCCAGCUUCCCUGUAGAAGUCACAAAAAGCCAAAAGGUGCAACAUCAAUCUCGCUCCGUCGCCGUUUACGUCACACGCAAACCCAUCCAUUCAUCCGUCACGUACGACACGGUUUACCCGACCAACACCGCUUCCUGUGAUUGAUUAUGUUGGCUUUUCCAUAAGCCGGUGUUUACAUGUGAAUGUUGUCGAUUAGGGCUCUGCAUUCAUUUCACUCCACGACUGAUUUGCACUCAUUUGCUCAUAAUCCAAAACACCCGCUUGGAUUGUUUACAAUCAGCUUUUUUUCCCCUUUUUUGUUGUUGUUGUUGUUGCCAAUUUGCAUCCAUAGAAAAUAAAAGGUUUAUAGCAGAAGGCGUCAAACACUAAAAGUACAGUCAGAGAAGCUCGGCCAUCUUCUCAUUGAUGAGGGAGGGGGGAAAAAAAUUAAAUUAAAAAAAAAUGUGAAAAAAUGUUAUUACUACAUGGGUUCUUUACAGCCCUGUGCUGCUCUGUACACUUUAAUUUGUAUUUUUGUUUUGUUUUCGGUAUGUUGUGUUGUACAGGCUGUUACAUAACAAAUCAUAUCUUCAUGAUUUAUAUAAUAAAAAAAUAAAUAAAUGACUUGACAAAAGGUAUGCUUCAAAGCAUGGUUAAUGUGUUGGUUCGUGAGGAAUGGGCUAAAAGAAAAGAAAAAAAAAACCUGCUGGGUGCAUUUUGUGUGCGUUUCUUUUAGAUUUUAUUUAAAGUAGGAAAAAAAAAAAAGUCUGGUCACUGACAGGUUAUGGCAGUGUUGUGGACUAAAAUGACUCCUCUUAAGGCCAAUAGUGGGAUUUCUUUCAUAGCUUUUUACAGAAGUAGUGGCAGCUCUGUCCUAUUU